AUGGACAGCCGGGCGUGGGGUGCUCGCGUCCUCUGCUCCCUGAGCCCCCUACCAAUCGCGCUGGGCCACGUGCACCCAGAGUGCGACGUCCUCCCCCGGCUGAGAGAGGACGAGAGCGCCUGUCUGCAAGCAGCCGAGGGGCUGUCCAACGCCAGCCUGGGCUGCCCCUCGACCUGGGACGGGCUGCUGUGCUGGCCGGCGGCAGGCUCCGGCGAGUGGGUGACGCUGCCCUGCCCCGAUUUCUUCUCCCACUUCAGCGCGGAGCCAGGGGCCGUGAACCGGGAUUGCACCGUGACAGGCUGGUCGGAGCCCUUCCCGCCGUAUCCCGUGGCCUGCCCGGUGCCCCUGGAGCUGCUGGGGGAGGAGAAAUCUUACUUCUCCACGGUGAAGGUCAUCUACACCCUGGGCCACAGCGUGUCCAUCGUGGCUCUCGUGGUGGCCAUCGGCAUCCUGGUUGCUCUCAGGAGGCUCCACUGCCCCCGGAACUACGUCCACACCCAGCUGUUCGCCACCUUUAUCCUCAAGGCCGGAGCCGUGUUCCUGAAGGACACCGCCCUCUUCCACAGCGAGAACACGGACCACUGCAGCGUCUCCACUGCUCUGUGCAAGGUCUCCGUGGCCGCCUCCCACUUCGCCACCAUGACCAACUUCAGCUGGCUGCUGGCAGAAGCUGCCUAUCUGACCUGCCUCUUGGCCUCCCCGUCGCCCAGCACCAGGAGGGCCUUCUGGUGGCUGGUUCUCACUGGCUGGGGGCUUCCUCUGCUCUUCACUGGCACGUGGGUGGGCUGCAAGCUGGCCUUCGAGGAUGUUGCGUGCUGGGACCUGAACGACAGCUCCCCCUACUGGUGGAUCAUCAAAGGGCCCAUCGUCCUCUCUGUUGCGGUGAACUUUGGGCUUUUUCUCAAUAUUAUUCGCAUCCUGCUGAGGAAACUGGAGCCAGCUCAGGGCAGCCUCCAUGCCCAGUCUCAGUACUGGCGUCUCUCUAAGUCAACCCUUCUCCUCAUCCCGCUGUUUGGCAUUCACUACAUCAUCUUCAACUUCCUACCUGACAGUGCUGGCCUGGGCGUCCGCCUCCCCCUGGAGCUGGGGCUGGGCUCCUUUCAGGGCUUCAUGGUUGCCGUCCUGUAUUGCUUCCUCAACCAAGAGGUGAGGACUGAGCUCUCGCGGAGAUGGCGCGGCCUUAACCCUGAGCUUCUGCCAGCCCGGAGGACCCACGCCGAGUGGACGGCGCCCUUCCGCUCAGGGACGAGGGUGCUGACAUCUGUGUGCUAG
Molecule: messenger RNA, 1272 nt
Organism: Molossus molossus (Pallas's mastiff bat)
Lineage: Eukaryota; Metazoa; Chordata; Mammalia; Chiroptera; Molossidae
Gene: GHRHR
Product: growth hormone releasing hormone receptor
Exons: 13
Coding region: 1-1272 (423 amino acids)
Biological process (GO): cell surface receptor signaling pathway; adenylate cyclase-activating G protein-coupled receptor signaling pathway; positive regulation of cell population proliferation
Cellular component (GO): plasma membrane
Molecular function (GO): peptide hormone binding; growth factor binding; growth hormone-releasing hormone receptor activity
Source: RefSeq, a predicted model, not a curated record